Bubalus bubalis (water buffalo) is the source of this 1339-nucleotide messenger RNA. It is a transcript of the gene CALHM5, whose product is annotated as calcium homeostasis modulator family member 5. The record is from RefSeq and is a predicted model, not a curated record. Bases 113 to 1060 code for a protein of 315 amino acids. The transcript has 2 exons. Lineage: Eukaryota; Metazoa; Chordata; Mammalia; Artiodactyla; Bovidae. Gene Ontology annotation, molecular function: monoatomic cation channel activity.
UGAGAAGGAGGACUGUUGUUUCUAAUGAAGAAAGAGCUCCACCCUCGGCCACUGCCACAGCGGCUCUGCCAACAAAUAAGAGCAAAGCGUUUUCCCUCUGUGUAUCUCCAACAUGGAUGCUCUUCAGGGGUUUCUAAAAUUCAUCCUCAACCAGAAAACUGUCAUUGGCUACAGCUUCAUGGCUCUGCUGACCGUGGGAGGUGAGCGUCUCUUUUCACUCGUGGCUUUCAAGUGUCCCUGCGGCACUGAGAAUGUGAUCUACGGGCUGGCUUUCCUGUUUGCUCCCGCCUGGGUGUUACUGAUCCUGGGAUUCUUUCUGAACAACAGGUCAUGGAGACUCUUCACAGGCUGCUGUGUGAAUCCCAGGAAAAUCUUCCCCAGGGGCCACAACUGCCGCUUCUUCUCCGUCCUGGGGCAGAUCAUUCUGAGCUCAUUGGUGGCUCCAGUGAUGUGGCUGUCUGUGGCUUUGCUCAAUGGGACUUUUUAUGAAUGUGCAAUGAGCGGGACCCAAAGUCCAAGACUCCUUGAUCUGAUUUGCAAAGGCAAGCCUGAAGAGUGCUGGAAAGAACUUUACAAAGUAUCUUGUGGAAAAACCAGCAUGACCCCCACGGACAACGAAGAACUGAAAUUGUCGCUGCAAGCCCAGUCUCAGAUUCUAGGAUGGUUCCUGAUUUGUUCCGCAUCUUUCUUCUCUCUGCUCACCACGUGUUAUGCUCGCUGCCGAUCUAAAGUUAGUUACCUUCAGCUGAGUUUUUGGAAGAUGUAUGCACAGAAGGAGAAGGAGCAGUUGGAAAACACAUUCGUGGACUACGCCAAAAAGCUGAGUGACAGAAACCUGAAAUGCUUCUUGGAAAACAAGAGGCCAGAUGUCUUCCCCAUGCCCACCUUUGCAGCCUGGGAGGCUGCUUCGGAGCUCCAUUCGUUCCACCAAAAUCGGCAACACUACAGCACCCUCCACAGGGUAGUAGAGGAGGGUCUAGACCUUCGUCCAGAGGAUGAGGAGACCACAAUGAUGCUUAUGGGUACAGCCCAAAACAUGCAGUUCACCCACCAUCACUGACUCACGGGGUCCAGACAUCUUCCUCCUGCAUCAACAGCUACCGGAGUAUCUCUGUGUUUUCUUCCAUUUAGUAUUUCUUAAUCAGACAAUAACACAAAGGGAAGCAGCUUUUUAGACAUGACAAAGGUUUCACAUGCUCAAACUGAUGCUGAGUGACUGGCCAAAGAUGGUUGGGGGUUGGGAGUCGGGCUCAGGGGCUUCAGGUUCUAAGAUUUGAUGACGGACAGUGAGACUCAUGCAAGAAGUUCUGGCACUCUAUGUAAAUACAGUCACAGAAUC